This is a messenger RNA of Clunio marinus, 180 nucleotides long. The record is from the annotation of a GenBank genome assembly. Lineage: Eukaryota; Metazoa; Arthropoda; Insecta; Diptera; Chironomidae.
AUGAAUUCUUCCUUCAACCGGCAACUCAAAAUUUGUUGUGCUAAAUUUAUCGUGAACAUUGCGAAAAGUAACAGAAAAGUGCAUAACAAUAAACAAACUCAGCCAAAUAAUGUUGCGCUGACUGUUAAAUUUUUAUACAAAAGUCAAGAAAUAAAACUAGAUGGAAUGACUCUUAAAUAA